AUAUGGCAUUAUUUAUCAUUUACCUUGAUAGAAUGAACUGUUUUCAUUAGAAGCAAUGUUCCUCUGUUCUCUGCUUCCUUCGAGAAUUAUCUACCUUUGUAUGAUUAUUUGCUUGUAUUACAUAUUGUAGUAAAUUUAGUUUUUUAUUUUCUCAGUUAGUUACAAUCAACUAAAUUGUAUAUAUAUACUUCCUUUGUGGAUUGAUUCAUUUUCUUGGCAUCCAAACAGUUCCUUUUUCAAUCUUUUUUCUACUAUGGCUGAUUUUCUUAUCUCUGAUCAAUUAACUUAUGUAAGGAAUCGAUGUUUCCUCCAUCCACCCGACUAUCCUCCUCUAUCGCUCGUUUCUCAACCUCUCACGACUGAUAACUAUAGCGCAUGGAAGCGUUCGAUGUUAAUGGUCUUAUCCGCCAAGAAGAUGGUCAGUUUCAUCAAUGGUUCAUUCCCUAAACGAGGUUCUUCGUCAACCCAGUUGCUUCUUGCCUGGGAUAGAUUGAAUAACAUGGUUAUUUCUUGGAUCCGCCGCUCUGUAUGCAAAGGAAUAGCUGCCACCAUCUUGGAUCAUGGUUCUGCCUCCGAUGUUUGGACGGAUAUUGAAUAUCGUUUCAGUGUACCACCUCUAAUCUUUCACAAGAAUCUCUCCGAGUUAUCUCGAGGAGAUUACUUGAUGCACAAGUCAGUAUCACUUUUGCAUAUUAAAGAUCCAUUGUUUAAAAGAAUUGCAGCUUCUAGAUUAGCCCGGUUCGCAAUCGACGAUCGAAGAAGGUUGAAAAUAGUGAAGAUUGGUGGAGCUCAAGAGCUGUUGAAUAUGUUGGUAUAUGCCAAAGAUGAACUCACACAGAAAGAGGCUCUGAAAGCUCUUAAUGCAAUCUCAAAAUCAGAUGGAGCACUUAAAGCUUUACAUAAUGCCGGGGCAAUCUCGGUUAUAAUGUCUAUUCCGGAUACCUCCGUUGAUGCCGAAAUCGGGACGUACAAAACCGAGUUAUUGAAGAGAUUUCGAGAUUCGGGAUACGAUGUUUCGUCCUGAUAAGUUUUCAAGCCAUUGAUUUUGGGGGUUUUAUGCCUUUGGUAAUUAUGAAGUUCAAAAUUUCACACAUUGUGGCAUUGGCUUUGUUUCCUUUACAUGUUCACUCAAGUAUUAGACUGUGUAAUAUGGCUUUUCUAUAGUGAAGUAGAUGGCAGCAUAUAUGACCGAUGAUAUUCGGACCGUUGAUAUUA
This is a messenger RNA of Gossypium arboreum, 1215 nucleotides long. RefSeq lists its product as uncharacterized. The coding region runs from base 254 to 1024 and encodes 256 amino acids. The transcript has 4 exons. The record is from RefSeq and is a predicted model, not a curated record. Lineage: Eukaryota; Viridiplantae; Streptophyta; Magnoliopsida; Malvales; Malvaceae.